AUGCACUCAGAGUCUUCUGCCGUGUCCCAACAUUCACCAUCUAUAGACUCGUCGCAAGCCAGUACACAACCUAUCCAACAUGGAAAUGAUCUUGACGAUGCUGUCGCAGACCCCCAUGAUCUCCAACCUGGAGAGACUGGGGACUGCCUCGCAGUGGACUUUGUUGGACAAGAGUUUGGCGGCGAGCUUCUGAAAGACGCAAUGUUCACCCCGCUUUCACCUGCUCAGCAUGCGAGCGACUACGAAACUCCGGGGACACCGAGCAAGAACAGAGAUGGCCUAGUCCCUCACGCUUCACCUUUGGGCGGCACUUCAAAAGUACCGCUCGAGACUCUGCCAAAUGGUGAGAACGAUGUCAAUUAUGGACUUGGCGAUCGUUGUGAAGUACCUGCUAAUCGAUUCUACGCUGUUGCAGAGGUGCUCACGCAUAUUCUCUCGCAUCUGCCCCCACAGUCCCUUUCGGCGAUAACGCUGGUUUCGCGACGUUUCCAUGCCUUGGUGACCACUCCUCAUGCUUGGAGAAUAGCCUUUUCGCGAUUCUUCCCAGGCCCCCAGGCUAUUGAGACUGGGCGCUCAAAAACGACCAACUCGGAGGACUUAAUUUCCGACAGACGGUAUUUUGCCCGUUUGACCGCGCUUGCGUCAUGGCGGAGCGAAUACAUACUUCGAACACGUUUGAUGAGAUCCCUAUCCCGUGGCAAGCCAGCACAAUUCCAACCUGCAAAGAGGCAAGCUGCGGUUCGCUCCGCGAGUUCUCGUAACGGUAGUGCUGUCGCAACGUAUCCUUCUCAGCUCAUAUUCCCAGUGAGCCACAUGCAUGGAACCUUCAACGGCCCUUCCAAAGAGCCCAAUUUCAUCCAUGGUGCUUCUGAGCAAGGAAUUGCCUCCGCCAGUGAUCCAUCAGCUGUGAAAGUCACCACAUGGGGCAUCUCUGAUCACCAAAUGUUCCGUCACUUCGCAGACAGCUUCCCGGGUGAUGCGCCGUACGGUCUUGGUACUGGAGACAUGAUUGGUGUCCCUAAUCCAAUGGAUGUUAGCCAGCCGUUCGGCAUGAUUUAUGGCGAAGGUUGUCCUCAGGGCCGCAGCUAUUUUAUUUCAAGCGCCGAGCAACGUGGCCGUUUCCUCAAUCCUUCAGAGUUGAUCCCGCAACCAAGGUUGGGUAUUCCUACUACGAACAAUAUCACUCAAGCUAUCUGCUCCGUCUGGAUUGCAAAGUCGGCGUCCAUCCUGAAGGCGACGAAUGGUCUAAUUGCUAUGAUGACUGGUUCCUCUUCUGGUAUUCUGACAGCCUACGCCAUGGGCCCUCAUCCGGUCUAUGACAAGCGAUACGAGAGAGGCCAAGUGACUGCCAAAUGGGUCAUCAGCCCCGGCGUGCCCAUCAUUGGCAUAGCCGUCGACGAUGAGUUCUCGAGUAAGCGGCACGCUCAGCGACGAAUGUGGGCGGUGGUUCUCAACGCUCUUGGAGAGUUGUACUAUUUGACGGAUCUUCCAACAGAUCCAGACGUUCCUGCUACCGUGAAAUUGAGUGCUGAGCAGUAUGAGGAGCUCGCGUGGAAAACGGGACGAAGUGUGCACUGGGAAUUAGUGGAGAUGAGUCGCCGUGUGGCUCGUCCAGAUCCGUUCAGCCGCGAUCUAGUUAAUGGGAGCUACAGUCCACGGUCCUCGUCGGAUUCUAUGCAGCUUGACGAGAGUCAAAUAGCCGCAGAAACCAAGGAGAUAGAAAAAUUCCUCACCUACAGACCAAAGCACUUCCGCAAAGUUUGUGAGAGCUGGAACAUGCGCUGCGAUCUUCAUGUGGACUUCUCGGGGGACGAUGGGGGAGGCCAUGGCGAGUCUGCCAUAGUGAUCGCUAGGGGUGAUGGCGACAGCGAAAGGGCAUCUGUUCGGCGAUAUACUCGAGUUGUCCCAAAAGGCGAUUCCGUUUUUGUUUCCUCGCAAUCUUCGCGCGGCCCUUCUUCAAGAACUGCGAGUCAGCCACCGAGAUCAAUCUUUGGUGGACCUGCAACCCCCUCGGAGCCCACGCCCACGCCCACGCCUAGCAUUCCGCCAUCACGCUCAUCGAGUCGAUUCACCGAGCGACAGCGUGAAGUGAGCACAGAAUGGCGAGUCUCAGAAUUUACCUUCGGUGAUCGAAAAGGCGUUGAAGUCACGACUACAUCCAUCGACAAUUCCUCGUUUGCAGUACUCACCGCGCAAGAAGACCCACUGCUGGCCAUGUCUGGGAGUACAUUCUCAUCGGCACUAUCUUCGCCCAUGCUUCCGCAUCUGGACCAGCCACGCUCCGGUCAUGAAGUGCCUGGCCAACGCGCACGCUACCUGGCGGCUGGUACUACUACUGGUGGAGUAUUCGUGUGGGACGUUCGUGCGUCGCCGGCGCAAAGCCCCGAGGUGAUCAAUUCUAUCUCCCCCUUGCGCAUCAUUCAAACGGAAUCACCGCAGGUGUCGUGCGUUGCACUCACUUCCCUAUAUCUCGUACACGGUGGCAACGAUGGCUUGGUGCAGGCCUGGGACCCUCUAGCCUCAUCGACUCGGCCGAUUCGGACCUUCAAUUCUCGAUUCUCUUCUCGGGCGCGACGGCGACUGGUGCAGGCCGAGGCUUCUGUGCUAGGAGUGGGAAACAAUUACUUCGCCGCUGGCGCAAUCUGCCUAGAUCCAGAUCCGACCGUCCUGCGCGGCAUGGUCUCACUUGGUACCCAUUUACGCUACUGGUCUUACAGCUCUACGGGUGCAGAUCAAUACAAAUCUAGCAAGCGUCGACUUCGUCGCUCGCUCCGUGGUAGCAACGGCGCCGCGGACGGGCAGCGUUUCACGAACAGUGGACGCGGUGCCAUUCGUGACUUUAUAGAAGACGAACGAUCCGAGUUGAAGCGCCAGGAAGUGGAGAGUGCAAAGGAACGCGCGCACCUGAGCGCUCGAUUUGGAGUCGAUCUCCUCGGCCCUGAUGUGGACGAAGAGCAGCUUCUGCUUUAUGCCAAACUUCUCAGCGAGGAAGCUCACGCAGCCAAGCAGGAUGCAGCGCGUCAGGAGCAGGAGCUUCAAACUGCUAUUGCGAGCUCCGCGACGAGCGCCUCCAUAAGUGAUGUUGCCGGGGGACACUCUUUCAGCCAGGCUGAGAUAUCGUCUUCCUCCUCUCCGUACCAGAAUGCGGUGGACGAGAACGUAGAUGAGGACCUCGCCGAGGCCAUUCGAUUAAGUUUACUCGAUGAGUCAACCAAGCAAGACGUCACCGCCUCCAUCCCAAUCAAAUAUGCGAAGAACAGGGGCAGAUCACGCAACUCAUCAUCCGGCUCAGGUGGAGAAGCGGGAGGUCCCGAAGGAAGCCGGAGACAAGAGAUGGACGAUCUUGAGUUUGCCAUUCAACUCAGUCUGGCCGAGGAUCGAAGUCGCACUGGAGUGACGGGAGAACCCCUCCGCGAUGAAUUCGAGGAAUUUCCAGACCUAUCUUCGGCAGCGCUAUCGUCUUCUCAAUCUUCGGGUAAGGGCAAGGGCAGAGCGCCAGCGUGGUAG
Molecule: messenger RNA, 3507 nt
Organism: Penicillium diatomitis
Lineage: Eukaryota; Fungi; Ascomycota; Eurotiomycetes; Eurotiales; Aspergillaceae
Product: F-box and WD domain protein
Exons: 1
Coding region: 1-3507 (1168 amino acids)
Biological process (GO): proteasome-mediated ubiquitin-dependent protein catabolic process
Cellular component (GO): nucleus; proteasome regulatory particle, base subcomplex; cytosol
Molecular function (GO): polyubiquitin modification-dependent protein binding
Source: RefSeq, a predicted model, not a curated record